Messenger RNA from Ipomoea nil (Japanese morning glory), 2497 nucleotides. RefSeq names its product serine/threonine receptor-like kinase NFP. Gene Ontology annotation, biological process: protein phosphorylation. The coding region runs from base 330 to 2120 and encodes 596 amino acids. The record is from RefSeq and is a predicted model, not a curated record. The transcript is spliced from 2 exons. Gene Ontology annotation, molecular function: protein kinase activity; ATP binding. Lineage: Eukaryota; Viridiplantae; Streptophyta; Magnoliopsida; Solanales; Convolvulaceae.
AGCAAUUUGAUAGUUUGCCAGUUCCUUUCAGUUUUCUGUGCAAGUUGGAAUAUUUUACAUGGCAUUGUUGCAUAUUUGACUGUGACAUCUGCAUAAAAUAACAAACCAGACAGAGAAAACAAAAGGGAACCAUACAAACAAUGCUGCAGAUGAUUCCUUUAAAGUUUUGGCCUUUUCAUAGACCUGUUGGAUUGCCUUAAUAUAAUCAUUCUUUGUUAACCUUUCUGUCAACCUUUUUUGCAGAAAGCUCCAAUAGACGUGGCAGCAUCGCACGACGCUACCAGACUAGAGCAUAAAAACUCAAUUUUUUUACAUUUCACCUUACAACAAUGGCUAUCUCUAUUGUCUACUUGCUGAACAUUGCUUUCCUCGUUUUCGCAGCCUCUAAGGUCACUGCUCAAAUAGCACCUUCUCCAGACACCGACUACUCGUGCUCUGCUGACACUCCUGCAUCGUGUGAUACCUAUGUCACGUAUCGUGCCAGGCCGCCUUAUAUGGACCUGGGAAGUAUAUCUGACGUUAUGGGAGUUAGCCGGUUAAGUAUAGUGAAAGCGAGCGGGGUAGCCUCAGAGGGGGCUCGUUUGUUCCCCGACCAGAUCUUGCUGGUGCCCAUCAAAUGUUUCUGCAAUGGAUCACGCUAUUUCUCGAAUGUCACCUAUCAGAUCAAGAAAGGCGACAACUUGUACACGGUUUCUACUGGUGCCUUCGAGAACCUCACGGACUAUCAUCUCGUGGAGGAUUUGAACCCGAUGCUGAACAUAAACAACUUGACAAUUGGCCUGGAAGUGAUCUUCCCUUUGGUCUGUAAGUGUGUUGAUCACUUGGUUUCAGACAAGGGAAUUAGGUAUCUUGUUACUUAUGUAUGGCAGCCAUUCGAUGAUGCCUCGAGUGUCAGCCAUAUGUUUGGAGCAUCUGCAACUGAGGUUGUUAGAGAAAACAAUAACCGAAAUUUCACAGCUGCCAUCUGUCUUCCAGUGCUGAUUCCAGUGAAAUUCCCCAUGAUUCUGCAGCCUCCUCCCCCUUCCAAAAGCUCCAGACACAAGUGGAUUAUUCUUGUUGCCGGUUUGAGUUUUGCAGGCUCUCUCACCAUUGUUUUAUCACUCUCGAUGAUGGCUUACGUGAAAAAGAGAGCGUUUUUGCGCCAGUCUUCUUGCCCCGAAGCCUCUGAUCUUAUUCAGACAAAGAAAGGCUCCAUAAUAGAUGAGACCUUUGAACCCAAGGCCAUUAGUCAAGAUAAGCUCCUUCCUGGAGUUUCAGGCUAUCUUGGGAAGCCAAUAGUGUAUGAUCUAAACGUCAUCAUGGAGGCUACGAUGAAUCUCAGUGAGCGAUUCAGGAUUGGGAAAUCAGUCUACCGGGCGAUUAUCAAGGACCAGGCUGUUGCUGUCAAGAAAACCAAUGAUGCUGCAGAGGAACUGAGAAUUCUGCAGAAGGUAAACCAUGCAAACCUGGUAAAGCUGAUGGGUGUCUCAUCAGACAAGGAGAAGAACUUCUAUCUGGUUUAUGAAUACGUUGAAAACGGAUCACUAGACAAAUGGCUCUUCACCAAACCUUCAUCUUCAACCUCUGCAGCAGCAACCCUGACAUGGAACCAGAGAUUACAGAUAGCCCUGGAUGUCGCCAACGCCCUGCAAUACCUGCACGAGCACACCCAACCGAGCAUCGCCCACGGGGACAUCAGAGCCAGCAACAUCCUCCUGGACUCAAGAUUCAGAGCCAAAAUUGCCAAUUUCUCCACAGCCAAGCACGCAGCCAGUGAAUUAGCGGUGAAAUCAGACGUUUUCGCCUUCGGGGUCGUGCUCCUGGAGCUGCUGUCAGGGAAGAAGGGCAUGCAAGAUGGCGGAGAGGUCUUGGAGGAUGAAGAGAAGAGAGGAGAGAGGCUAAGGAGGUGGAUGGACCCUGGCAUUAUGAAAGGGUUUUACUCCAUUGAUGAUGCUUUGAGCUUGGCCGCCUUGGCAAAAGCAUGCACUUCGGACAAGGCGUCUGAAAGACCAAGAAUGACAGACAUCGUCUUCAACCUCAGCUUCCUCACUCAAUCUACGUUUGGAAUGUUCCAAAGUUGUUUCACUUCUGGUGACGCCGAGGAGCCUGUUCAGAUCUUAAGCCCUGUAACAGCUCGGUAAUCUCAUCAACCCAAUGUAGGCAAAUUAUACUCGAAGAAAACGUUCAUUUUUAGUAUACUGAACAUUCAAGUUUAGUAUACUGAACAUUCAAGUUUAGUAUACUGAAUGUUCAUUUGAAAAUGAAUCCUCAGUAUAUUAAAAAUGAACUUUUAAUAUACUUAAAAUUGAACUAAUAUAUUAGUGAUCUAUGGAUGUGAAUCAUGGUCCAUGAAUAAUGAUUAUUACAAUGUAUUAGGAAGUGUAAAGUAGCCAUGUCUGUAUAUGAGUUGUUAUACCAUGGAUCAGUAUCCACUUUGCAAGGUGUACCAUGGUCAUAAUUGAUGUAUAAAUUAUGUAUUUUUAGUAUUAGAAUUGUGAACUUUUAGAAUAUAAAUUGU